AUUAAAAUUUUGUGAUUCUUUCGUUAUACUUAUACUCUUGUAUUUUCAACUUAAUCAUAAAUUCUUGUGGUAGUUUUUAAUCGUGUUUAAAUAUGAAAGCAAAAAUGUUUUAUCUUUUUUAUCCCAAAUUGCUACAAAACACAAGUAGUUAUCAAACAUUUAGCUUAAAACGUUUUAUAAAUUCUGAUCUAAAACCUAACAUAAAAGAAACUGCAAAUUUAUUACUUAGAAAUGAUGUUCCACCACUUGUUGACUUAUAUGGACGUAAACAUGACUAUUUACGAAUCUCCCUAACUGAAAAAUGCAAUUUAAGGUGUCAAUACUGCAUGCCGGCCGAAGGUGUAAAGCUUAGUCCUCGUGACAAAAUAUUGUCUAAUGAAGAAGUUUUACGAUUGGCAAGAGUGUUUGCCACUCUUGGUAUAAAUAAAAUACGGUUAACUGGUGGCGAGCCUACAUUGAGAAAAGACCUUGUGAAUAUUGUCCAGGAAUUGACCAACCUCCAUGGGAUAUCGACAGUGGCAAUGACAACUAAUGGUAUAGCCCUAACAAGGAAAUUACCUUCGCUACAACGUGCUGGUCUCUCAGCUCUGAAUUUGUCUUUGGAUUCGCUGAAACCAGAACGUUUUGAGCGCAUGGCACGAAGACCGGGCUUACCCCAUGUGCUGGCCAGCAUGGAUUUGGCGCUGCAGCUUGGCUUCAAAUCCGUUAAAAUUAAUACCGUACUUAUGAAAGGUUUUAAUGAUGACGAAAUUUGCGAUUUCAUUGAACUAACUCGCGACCGUGAUAUGGAUAUAAGGUUCAUAGAGUUCAUGCCUUUCUCUGGGAACCGUUGGGAGAAAGGGGAACGUAUGGUUAGUGAGAAAGAUGCUAUCUCUGCUGCAAUCGAGAGAUACGGUGAUCUGAUACCGCUCCCGCCAACUCCGUGUCGCACUGCCACGCUGUGGCAGGUGCCAGGUUAUACUGGUCGGGUGGGUUUCAUAUCGUCCAUGACUAAGCCGUUUUGUUCAACUUGCAACCGUCUUCGACUCACAGCAGAUGGUAAUUUGAAGGUUUGUCUGUUCGGGGAAUCGGAGACUAACCUCCGUGACGCCAUACGAGCUGGUGUCAACGAUGAUGAUAUUGAGACCUUAGUCCGUAGCGCUCUUAGGAGGAAGUUACCUCGACAUGCUGCGGAACCGCGGCGACUGCAGGCGCGGGCGUUCUGCACCAGUGCCCCCCAGCAACCCCCCUCUCCUCCCCCCACCCGCCGCCGUCUGCCACAGGAGACUGAAGAGGACGGAGUCAUGACGCACUUAGACAAGUCGGGACGUGCUCGCAUGGUCGAUGUAGGUGAAAAACCGGUGACUGUUCGAACUGCCGAAGCGGAAUGCUAUCUUGUUGUUGGAGCUCGUCUGCUACGUCUAUUGCGCUCGUCCGGCGUACCGAAAGGCGACGCGCUGACUGUCGCUCAGGUAGCUGGUACAAUGGCGGCCAAGCGUACAUCAGAUCUGAUACCCAUGUGCCAUCCGCUAGCUUUGACCUUGGCUCGGGUCCGAGUGAUGUUGCCAAAGGAGAGUGAGCGCGGGGGAGGUGGCCGUGUACGAGUAACGUGCCAGGCGCGUGCAACAGCAAAAACUGGUGUGGAAAUGGAAGCGCUCACCGGAUGCUCCGUAGCGGCGCUAACUUUGUAUGACAUGUGCAAAUCGGUGGACAAAAACAUGCAGAUUACUGAUCUCAAGGUGAUAUCGAAGACUGGUGGCAAAAGUUCCUGGGGUGAUGUAGAAGAGAAAGAAGAGGAAGGUUUUGGACCUAAAGUACGCGAACAUGAUACGUCGCCGCAUGCACCUGGAGAGACAUACGUCCCUACUAAUUUGUUAUACUUUUAGCAUAAGCGUUGUCUAAUUCUAUUUUAUUUUAUAUAUUAUGUUUACUUCCUAAUCGCUUAACAUAUGAUCCUAUUUUUGUAUUUUAAGCAAAAAAUUGUUCUGAUACAGACUAUUUUACUAUUUUAGGCAUAAUUGUUAUGGGAUACUUAUUUUUAUACAUGUGGUGCUAAUGUUUAAUAAGGAUAUCAUUCCAUAGAUAUUUUUUUAUAUCAAUAAGACUUAAAGAAUUUAAAAAAUAAAUUCAUAUUUUUGUAGAAUAUUAAAUAAAAAAUACGAAUUUUAGAUAUCACUCCUGUGAUUAUAAACAUGUGAGUUGUGUUUGAUUUUUUUUAAUUUUAUAAUCAUAUUGUCUCGAUUAUAUUAUAGACAUAUAUAUACAAAAAUAAAAUAAUCUAUUGUCAA
Danaus plexippus (monarch butterfly) is the source of this 2267-nucleotide messenger RNA. RefSeq lists its product as uncharacterized. The coding region runs from base 93 to 1865 and encodes 590 amino acids. NCBI's taxonomy places the organism in Eukaryota, Metazoa, Arthropoda, Insecta, Lepidoptera, Nymphalidae. Gene Ontology annotation, molecular function: 4 iron, 4 sulfur cluster binding; GTP 3',8'-cyclase activity; metal ion binding. The record is from RefSeq and is a predicted model, not a curated record. The transcript has 10 exons. Gene Ontology annotation, biological process: Mo-molybdopterin cofactor biosynthetic process.